This is a messenger RNA of Amphimedon queenslandica, 1553 nucleotides long. RefSeq lists its product as uncharacterized. NCBI's taxonomy places the organism in Eukaryota, Metazoa, Porifera, Demospongiae, Haplosclerida, Niphatidae. The transcript has 5 exons. The record is from RefSeq and is a predicted model, not a curated record. The coding region runs from base 91 to 1008 and encodes 305 amino acids.
UAUUUUGGUUCUGCUCCAGUGCUCCUCUGCUACUUUCGAAUCUGUUCUUUCUUAAAUCUAGAGCUGUUCUAAGAGGUGCAUAGACUCGUCAUGGCUGUUGCAGAGCCUAACAAAGAGUUAACUACAAGUAAUGUGAUACGAUUACUACGUAAGACAGAGUUUAGGUUCUCUAAGAAUUGGAGAGGGGUUGCCCGUGAGUUAGGAGUAUCACUAGAGAAGAGGUCACAGCAGGAUUCUCGUCUACAGCUACACUCAAAUAUUGAAGCAGAAACUGAUUUCUUAGAGGAAGCUAUUGAUGACUGGAUAAGGAAUUCUGAUGAUCCUUCAUGGACACAACUCAUUUCUGUAAUUUCGCAGUUUGACAAAAAGACAGCCAGAGAACUAAGAAUAUACAUUGGCAUACCUCAUGUGAGUCACUGGUCAUCAGUUGAUGAUGAUAGUGGGGAGUGUUGCACUGAAACUGAAGAGAAAUUAUCAAAUCUACUCAAAAGUAUGACAAUAGAGGAGCCACAGCAGAUAGGAAUCACUUGUAAAGUUUUCAAUGCAGACACCAACAACCUCAUCGAGUCUAGUAAAGCUCCUGUGACAAGAGACAUUACGAUCAGACGACGCGUCCAAGAGUUUUCAUCACAAACUGUUAGGGUUGGGACUAGCAUUCGACUUGAGAUCACUACUGACUCUAAUUGCUAUCUUUACAUUCUCAAUAUUGGUACGUCAGGGAAAACAACACUACUAUUACCUAAUGAAUAUGAAACUAACAACUACUUCAAUGCUUGGCAGUCUUAUAAUCUUCCUGGAGAGGACUGUGGUUUUGAAAUUGAUGGUCCAUCAGGUAAAGAGACUAUCCAGGUGCUAGCCUUCUCGUCAAGACAGCCUGUAUUAGAUAAGCUGGUGUGUGCUGCUAGUGUUCAAGAGAUGACACUAUACAGAGAUAUUGUGAUGAAAAGAAAAGCCCAAGCUGUCGAACAGAAAGGAUACGCAUUUGUACAAUUUGACGUUCAGAAGUGAUUAUCAAUAAUCAUUGUCAUUUAUUUUAUUUUUAGAAUUUUCAUUUAUUUUAGUGGCAUGUAACAUUUUUGAUUUGCAUUCUAAAAUUAAGUUAUAAUAACUUUGCAGCAAAUAAUAAUUAUUAUUAUUAAGUUAAAACACCUUUAAUGUUUAAUUAUGUAUCACUCACAAAACAGUUGUUUUUUCUUUUUGUUCAUCAUCCUCCACAUGCACUUUCACUUCAACUGGAAUGUCCACUGAUAAUUCAGCUUUUUUGUUCUGUUCUGGCUUCUUUUUAUCUACUGAAAGGUGACCAGAUCUAGACAUCAGUGUAUUAAUUUUUAUAGUGGAUCUACUCGUAGUAUCAUUCUUAUACGUGUGCAAGUUGUGACUGUUACUUCUUUUACAUAGGCGAAGAAUCCAAUACCUCCAAGAGCUACGAACUUCUUUUGAUCGAAUACAUUGCAUGACAAAAAUAAAGAAACCAUGGAAAGCUGUGAUGAAAAUAAAAAGACCAGCAAUCAUGUCAUGUAUUUCUUGACUGCUGUGGAUAUCCUGAGUGGCUA